Peromyscus eremicus (cactus mouse) is the source of this 2717-nucleotide messenger RNA. RefSeq names its product lebercilin LCA5 like (gene Lca5l). Gene Ontology annotation, biological process: intraciliary transport. Gene Ontology annotation, cellular component: axoneme. The coding region runs from base 134 to 2107 and encodes 657 amino acids. NCBI's taxonomy places the organism in Eukaryota, Metazoa, Chordata, Mammalia, Rodentia, Cricetidae. The transcript has 8 exons. The record is from RefSeq and is a predicted model, not a curated record.
UUUUGAAAUAUAGACUUUAUUGUAAAAAAAAAGACUAGAACAUGUCAAAAUGUCCUACCUUGGAAACUUCAUGAGGAAACAGUGAAGAGUGCUCCGCAUCAGGCAUACAGUUCAUCUCUAGACACCUUAGAGAAUGAGUUUGAAAAAGAGCAACAGGUUGUGGACUAUGUCUCUGGCUGAUACAACCAAAGCACACACAAAUGAGCAUUUCCCCAGCCUGGCACUAGGAGGCAACAGGAGGUCUGCAGAAGGCAAGAGUAGCCCGGACGCUGGCAACCUGUCAAGGAACAGCAGGGCUUCCAAUGGGAGUGUAGAUUACAGCAGGUCUCAGUGCUCCUACAGAAGCCUGGCUUCCCACUAUGACUAUUCUGAAGACUUUCUUUCCGAGUGCUCUGAAGCAACCACCAACAGAUAUCAGUCAGAGCGGCUUCUGGGGAAAGAGCAGGAGAAGAGAAAGUAUAUUUCUAAAAUCCCCCAGCAUAAAGGCCAGAAGGACAUCCAGGCUGAGAAAAAGCACAUCUGGAAUUCUUCAUUUUUCAACUCUCAAAUUCAAACAAUUGCCAAAAGAAGAGACGCCAUGACACAUCGAAUAUUGUCAGCCAGGCUUCAUAAGAUUAAAGAGCUGAAGAAUGAGCUAGCCGACAUACAUCGAAAGCUGGAAGCCACUGUCAUAGAAAACCAAUUUUUGAAACAACUUCAGCUUAGGCACUUGAAAGCUAUAGGGAAAUAUGUGAACUCACAAAACAAUCUACCUCAAAUUACAGUUAGGCACCAGAAUGAGGUGAAGAACCUGCGUCAGCUCCUUCGGAAAUCCCAGGAGAAGGAGCGAACUGUGUCAAGGAAACUGCGAGAAACCGACAGUGAGUUGCUGAGGACCAAAGAUGCCUUGCAGGCCCUACAGAAACUUUCAGAAGACAAAAACCUUGCAGAAAGAGAAGAACUGACUCACAGGUUGACUGUUCUUACAGCCAAAAUGGAGGCAAAUGACAAAAAAAUACAGAGCUUGGAAAAACAGCUGAGGCUGAACAAUCGAUCCUUUGGUCGGCAACUGGCCAAAGAAAACCGGAAGACUUUGGCAGCUCAGACAGCGACAAAGACUCUGCAGGGGGAAGUGAGGCAGCUGCAGCAGAAGCUUAAGGAGAAGGAUCGUGAGCUGGAAAUUAAAAACAUCUACACUAAUCGAAUACUUAAAAAUUUACAUGAAAAGGAAGACUACCCAAAAGUUUCUUCAACAAAAUCAGUACAAGCAGACAGAAGAAAUUUUGUAAAUAUGAGACACCAGGAAACCCAAAAGUCAGAUGUCCCAUCUUGGACAACAAAGGGUAAAAAGACAACAGGAAGCAUUGGUCAUAAGGAAAAAUCAACUGAAACAAACCACGAAAUUUCUUGCUAUAUGUGUAAACUACCAAAGCAAGAGGAGCCUAAGAGAAAAUGUGAAGAUCUAUCAAAGGAGGUCGAACACCCAAAACCACAAGCCUCUCUGGAAACUAUUAGGAGGCAAGAAGAGAAAAGGGAAGAUCAAGAAAAGAAAGACAUCCCACCAGAAGUCGAGCCAAUUACAAAGGGAAGCGAGGCCCCCGCAGAUGCAGAGGGCGAGGUCCCGGCCAGGGAAGUGGCUGAGGUGGUCGAGGUGAUCGAGGUGGGAGAGGCCGAUGAUAUGGAGCACGGGCAGGGCGUUAGCAAGACCCCUCGGCCACGAAAGCACUACUCCUUCACCGAGGCCACUGAGAACCUGCACCACGGGCUGCCCACGUCCUGCGGGCAGGCCUCGGGCAGCCCACGCUGCCGCCACGGUGUGAACAAGCACCGCAGUGACCAGGAGCUGCGGCUGGAGUCUGCCAGCUACGAACCCUCAUUCGGCAAGGCCGCCAGGGCCAAAGCCAAGGAGACUGCGUUCCGGGACAAGAAGAACAGCCUCAUGGAGGAGCUGUUCGGCACAGGCUUUGCGGACAGGGAUGACCCCACCAAUGAUGAGGCAGCCAGCAAAGCCCAGCAGCUCGGGCCUGGCCAAGCCUCCGCCAGCAACGCCUUCGGGGACUCCAGAGCCACUGCGGUGCGGUCCAUCCAGGCCUCACCCACCGAAGGAAACAGGAAAACAGUUAUUUAAAUGCAACAGUAGCCUAAAACAUUCUGAUUUAUAUACUAGUUACAUGCCUUCAAUCUUAUUUACCUCGUGAGGGCUUACAUAGUGUCUGUUUUAGUACUUCGGUGGGCUGUGGGUAAUUUGCUUUAUUGCUAUCUAAUAAAAUAAUCCAGUGUAUCUUGAUCAAUGGUAACAUUUUAAAUACAAACUUGCAUCUCUACUAUGAAGGCAGAACAUGUCCACUCUUUUCAGGAAGACCAGUUUAUUACAGAGCUUGGAGAUCUGGGACUCAGAGCGACUCUUGGCCAGCAGGACUGUUGUCAAAACUGCAUGGAAGCACUGGCCAGCAAGAUCGCCAGCACUCAAAAGAGACAGUACAGAGGUUCAAGUGUGGCCUCACGGGUCACUGCUGCUGGCCUCUUGCUCAGCUGAGCUGCAAACAUCUAAAUGGCCUGCCUUUGUGAGCCCCUCUGUGCCUGUAUGGGAGUCUCUAUUUUUUGUUGUCGAGAUUUAUUAUUUUGUUACAUAAUGACCUUUUCUCUUAAUCUUGUUCUAAAACAACUGUAUGCUCAAGCUAGCUGCUCAGGACUGACGGUUUUUGUUGGAGCUAUAAAGGAUCUGAAUUCCCAGCCUA